Messenger RNA from Angiostrongylus costaricensis, 1194 nucleotides. The record is from the annotation of a GenBank genome assembly. Lineage: Eukaryota; Metazoa; Nematoda; Chromadorea; Rhabditida; Metastrongylidae.
AUGUUAUCAAAUUCAGGUUAUCCACUGGCGCUCCUCCAUCGCUCAAUACUAUACAAGAAGCCCACCCAAAUUCAACAUGGAUUUUUCGUAAUUACUGGAAUAUUGCUCUAUGUAUUUACUUACGGUCUUGACACCGUACAUAGCUUGAUUGCUGUUCUAUGCACGUACUUGAUAACAAACUUCAUGCCUGGAAAAACUGAAUCCAUUAUUGUAGCUCACGUUUCUCUGAUGGGUUAUCUAAUGGUUGCUUACUGGUUCGAAGAAUCAGACGGUUAUGAUAUCAUCUGGACAACACCAUUCUGUGUUAUGACAUUGCGGUUUAUCGGACUAGUGAUGGAUGUCUAUGAUGGUGUUCAUUGUAAAAAACUAAAAGAAGACCAGAAGAAUACUGCGAUACAGGAUAUUCCUGGCCUUCUUGAAAUCGCUGCUUUUGGAUUCUUCUACACAGGAACGUUCGCUGGACCUCAAUUCACGCUUAUUAAAUUUCGGCAAUGUAUAAACGGAGAAUGGCUUAAUGAACAGAAAGGACCAAGACAAUCGGCACUUCAAGCUUCCUUAUAUCGAUUCCUUGGCGGAUGCGUUUAUAUGGCUGUGAAUCAAUGCGGUACUGCCUGGGUUCCAAAUUCUUACUUCAACACUCAGGAAUUCUACAACCAGUCGUUCUUCUGGCGUUGGACGUGGGUAACGAUUUGGUUUCGUCUGGUUAUAAGUCGAUACUGUGCCAUGUGGAUGAUUACGGAGGGUGCGGCUAUACUUAAUGGACUGGGAUAUAAUGGAAAGGAUAAGAAUGGCGAAGAUCGAUGGGAUGGUGUUCGCGACAUACAUGUUUGGAAGUGGGAGACGGGCAGUGAUUUCACGUCCCAUAUUAUGCGUCGACUGCGAUGGUUAAAUAGUAAACCAGCAGCGCAUAUCAUCACGUUAGGCUAUUUAGCAAUUUGGCAUGGUUAUCAUCUCGGAUACUUUUUGCUGUUUGGCCUAGAGUUCGGUUGUAUGUUGGCGCAGAAACAACUAUACACGCUCAUCGACCAAAUGCCUGGUCUGGCUGAGUUUCUUGCUCGACCACAAGUAAGGCCUUUUACGUGGUUAUUUGGACGACUGACUGUUCUUUACAGUAUGAGUUUUGGAUUUCUUACUUUUGGCCUCGUGAAGACAAGAUACUGGAUAGGAGUGAGUGAUACACUUUUUAUCCAUUAA